GGUUGUCAGAAUCUCCGCAGAUUGGGCGGCGGCGGUAGAGCCGGGGGCUGCUGCGUGGCCCUAGGUCGCCGUGGCCCAGGUGCUGGUGGGCCCCAGGUGGGCUCGCGUCAUCCUGUCCCGGCUGCGAUGCAUCCGCGGCGCCCGGACGGAUUUGACGGCUUGGGCUACCGGGCUGGUGCCCGGGACGAGCCGGGCUUCGGCGGCCCUUUCCCUGCAAGGUCCUUUAGCUCUGGGUCAGAUCUGGGCCACUGGGUGACGACUCCCCCCGACAUCCCCGGCAGCCGCAACCUGCACUGGGGCGAGAAGAGCCCGCCCUACGGAGCGCCCUCCGCCAGCACCCCGUACGAAGGCCCCGCGGAGGAGCCCUUUCCCGGCGGCGGCGGCGGCGGCAGCGGCAGCGUGCAAGGGCCGAGUAGUGAACAGUUGAAUAGAUUUGCUGGAUUUGGCAUUGGACUUGCAAGUCUCUUUACAGAAAAUGUACUGGCCCAUCCUUGCAUUGUUCUACGCCGCCAAUGUCAGGUUAAUUACCAUGCUCGGCAUUAUCAUCUCACUCCAUUUACAGUCAUCAAUAUCAUGUACAGCUUCAACAAAACUCAGGGACCAAGAGCCCUAUGGAAAGGAAUGGGAAGUACAUUUAUUGUCCAGGGAGUCACACUUGGAGCAGAAGGCAUAAUUAGUGAAUUCACACCUUUGCCAAGAGAGAUUUUACACAAAUGGAAUCCUAAACAAAUAGGAGAACAUCUUCUACUCAAAUCCCUAACUUACAUAGUGGCAAUGCCGUUUUAUUCAGCAAGUCUAAUUGAAACGGUACAGAGUGAGAUAAUUCGAGAUAACGCUGGCAUUUUGGAAUGUAUUAAAGAAGGAAUUGGAAGAGUGAUAGGCAUGGGAGUGCCUCAUAGCAAACGGCUUCUUCCGCUUCUUUCCUUGGUCUUCCCCACGGUGCUUCAUGGAGUUCUUCAUUACAUCAUUAGUUCAGUCAUUCAGAAGUUUGUCCUACUAAUUCUAAAGAGAAAGACUUACAAUAGCCACCUACCUGAGAGCACUAGUCCUGUGCAGAGUAUGCUGAAUGCUUAUUUUCCAGAACUUAUUGCUAACUUUGCCGCCAGUCUUUGUUCUGAUGUUAUCCUUUACCCAUUGGAAACAGUUUUGCACCGCCUUCACAUUCAAGGAACACGCACAAUAAUUGAUAAUACAGACCUUGGCUAUGAAGUACUUCCAAUUAACACCCAGUAUGAGGGAAUGAGAGACUGUAUCAACACCAUAAGGCAGGAAGAAGGAGUGCUUGGAUUUUAUAAAGGGUUUGGUGCUGUUAUCAUACAGUACACACUGCAUGCAGCUGUGUUGCAGAUUACCAAAAUUAUUUACUCUACACUUCUUCAAAAUAGCAUUUGAGAUUUAUGUUCCAUCACUGGUUAGUUCAGAAGACAUAAUCUGGAUGAUUUGCUAUGAAAUUAUGAGAGAUUAAAAGUGAAAUACUGGGGGAAAAAAUGGAUUGGAAAGUAAAGUUGGUUUCAAAACAAAUGAGGAAAAAAAAAUCCAUGCUGAUUAUCUUGACUUCCUUUUUUUUUUUUUUUUAAAGGCAUCGGUGUGUAUUUUGGGUCAAAAUACUUCCAAGUUUGAAAACGCAAUAAAAAUAACACUUAAAUAUAUUAAAUCCUAGUUAGUGUAGCACUCAUGGUGAAGUAAAAAUGAUCCUGGGCAGAAGCAAAACCUAAUUAUCAAAUAUAAAACAAAAUUUCAUCGAGCUGAAUCUAUCCCGUCUGACCUUAACAUUUGUUAUGUGUUAUUUGACCUUGUAGACUGAUGUUUGCAUGUUGGCCUUAAUACAGCAUAGUAUCCUUAAUACAAUCUGGAGGUUUUACUUUUAAAGAAAUAAAUUAUAUCAUCAUUGAAAAAGACUGAGAGGAUGAAAUUUGGAAAUCUGUAAGAGGAGGUGAAGGGUUUUAAAUUGUGUUGUCCCUAUGUAACUAUUUCAAUGGCUGUAUAUAUGUAUUUUAUAAAGCCAUUUGUGCAGGCACAUAUGACUUGUAAUUUCCUCCAUCCCUACAAGUUGUCUACAUUUAGGUCAGCUUACUGCAUAAAAUUAAGUCGUGUACUUCCUGCUUGAACAUCAAAAUACAACAUCAAAAGCCAAGUACCCAAAUGAUAUAAGUCAAAUAUAGCAUACUUGUCCAUAUCCAAACCCAGGAUUUCAGUGCCAGAAAUUUAAAAAUCUGUCAUGUUUAUGAAGUUUGGUUUGCUUAGUUAGGAGUAUGAGUUGUCAGGCUACUUUGAGAGCCAUUCUUUGAGAGAAUAUAAAACAAUCAUGAGAACUAUUACUGUUUCCACAUAUAUAAAUUGUGUACUUAAGAAACUCAUUUGCCUUUCAUUUCUGAAUGACUUGUCUUAGAGGAAACAAAAUUAAAAUUCACCUGGGAA
Messenger RNA from Otolemur garnettii (small-eared galago), 2418 nucleotides. RefSeq names its product solute carrier family 25 member 46 (gene SLC25A46). The transcript is spliced from 8 exons. The record is from RefSeq and is a predicted model, not a curated record. The coding region runs from base 127 to 1392 and encodes 421 amino acids. Gene Ontology annotation, biological process: mitochondrial membrane fission; axon development; mitochondrial fission. Lineage: Eukaryota; Metazoa; Chordata; Mammalia; Primates; Galagidae. Gene Ontology annotation, cellular component: mitochondrial outer membrane.